AUGCACAGGCAUCGGUCCCAAGGUCACGGGGAGAGCACAGAACUGGGAGGUCCCAAGUCCCAGUGGCUCGCUCCUCUGGUCAAGCCCACCUUCAGGAGGUCACUUUUCUUACCCUUCUCAGGGCGGACUCUCACAGGCCCAGGGAAUUGCUACGGGAACUUACAGAGCAAAUGUAGACAUUUCUGCUUACUUAGUGCUCAGUGCCUUAGUCGGCGUUGUAAUCUGAGCAGUCACAUUAAAAGGCCUCCUCAGAGCAAAGUUUCUUCUUACUCAAAAACCCUCCUUGUCCACAUCUUUCUGCUGUGA
Molecule: messenger RNA, 306 nt
Organism: Pipistrellus nathusii (Nathusius's pipistrelle)
Lineage: Eukaryota; Metazoa; Chordata; Mammalia; Chiroptera; Vespertilionidae
Source: the annotation of a GenBank genome assembly